This is a messenger RNA of Amphiprion ocellaris (clown anemonefish), 3457 nucleotides long. It is a transcript of the gene wdr59, whose product is annotated as WD repeat domain 59. The coding region runs from base 16 to 2994 and encodes 992 amino acids. The transcript is spliced from 27 exons. Gene Ontology annotation, molecular function: protein binding. The record is from RefSeq and is a predicted model, not a curated record. NCBI's taxonomy places the organism in Eukaryota, Metazoa, Chordata, Actinopteri, Pomacentridae.
GUCACUUCCGGUCAGAUGAUGUUUGUUGACGGUAGAGGGAAGAUGGCGGCCCGGUGGAGCAGCGAGAAUGUGGUGGUGGAGUUUCGGGAUGCGCAGGCCACCGCCAUGUCUGUGGACUGUCUGGGCUCCAACGCUGUGCUGUCCGGGCGUCGGUUCCUCUACAUGGUGAACCUCGAGGCUCCUUCAGAACCGCCAAAGAAAAUCGGCCGUCACAGUAAAUGGGACGUUGGGACGGUCCAGUGGAACCCGCACAGAACCGAAGCCCACGUGUUCGCCGCCUCGAGUAACCAGCGGGUGGAUCUGUACUCAUGGAGGGACGGCUGUGGAGAAUCUCACACCUCCCUGCAGGGCCACACCAGGGUCAUCAGUGAUCUGGACUGGUCCUGGUUUGAGCCGGAGUUUCUGGUCACCAGCUCGGUGGACACGUACAUCUACAUCUGGGACACCAGAGACACUCGGAAGCCGACGGUGGCUCUGUCAGCUGUCGCCGGAGCGUCUCAGGUGAAGUGGAACCGGAAGAACCAGAACCUGCUGGCGUCCAGCCAUGAUGGAGACGUCCGGAUCUGGGACAAAAGAAAGCCGAACACGGCAGCAGAAUACGUCGCCGCUCAUCUCUCAAAGAUCCACGGACUCGACUGGCAUCCAGACAAUGAGUUCAUCCUGGCAACGUCCAGCCAGGACAACUCAGUGAGGUUCUGGGACUACCGACAGCCCAGGAAGUACCUGAACAUCUUGUCCUGUCAGGUUCCGGUGUGGAAGGCCAGGUACACGCCGUUCUCCAACGGUCUGGUCACAGUGAUGGUUCCUCAGCUAAGGAGGGAGAACAGUCUGCUGCUGUGGAGCACGUUGGACCUCAACAGUCCGGUUCACGCCUUCGUAGGACAUGAUGACGUCGUUCUGGAGUUCCAGUGGAGACCUCAGAAAGAAGGUUCUAAAGACUUCCAGCUGGUGACGUGGUCCAGAGACCAGACUCUGAGGAUCUGGAGAGUCGACCCUCAGCUGCAGAAGUUGUGUGUCAGCGACGUGGUGGAGGAGCUGAUGGACGGGAUGACGCUCACCGUGGAGACAGAGAAAUCUCUGACCAAUCAGGAGCCUGAAGGUCAACACUGUGGAGGAACCUCUGCAGAGAACCAGCAGGACCAGGACGGAUCUCGUCAGGAUUCUGGUCUGGCUCAGACGCUGCAGCAGGAGUUCUCAUUGGUCAACCUGCAGAUCAGGAACGUCAACGUGGAGAUGGACGCCGUGAACCGGAGCUGCGUGGUCUCGGCUCACUUCGGCAGCCAUCAGGUUCAUCUGGUGGUCAAGUUUCCGGCUCAGUAUCCGAACAAUGCCGCUCCCAGCUUCCAGUUCGUCUCGCCGACAACCAUCCCCUCCGCCAUGAAGACCAAGAUCCAGAAGAUCCUCAGAGAUACAUCUCUCAAGAAGGUGAAGAGGAACCAGAACUGCCUGGAGCCGUGUGUCCGACAGCUGGUGUCCUGUCUGGAGUCGGAUAUGACGCAGGAGGACAGUCCAGCCUCGGGGCCCUUCGUCCUGUCCAAUCCCGUCACUCCGGCGCUGCAGGCGUUUCCUCGGGUCACCAACACCUACGGAUCCUAUCAGGACGCCAACAUCCCGUUUCCUCGGACGUCCGGAGCUCGUUUCUGCGGCACCGGCUGUCUGGUCUACUUCACCCGACCAAUCACCAUGCACCGCUCUGUCCCACCCACAGAGCCCACGCCCAGGUCGCUGUCGGCGCUGUCGGCCUAUCACAGCGGAGUCCUGACUCCCAUGAAGAUGCGUUCAGAGUCUCAGAGCACCUUGAGGCUGUACAGUGGCAGCCCCACUCGGUCUGACAAGGACACCGUCUCCAUCUCGUCCUUCUACUACAAAGAACGGAAGCUCCCAAUCUCAGCCUCCCGCCGCUGGUCUGUCCAAACCCUCCAUGAUUGGCCGAAAUCCCGUCGCUUUAAGACGAAGCGAGAAGGAACCGACUACGGCAACCGUCCCAUCAAACUGGCCGGUAAAGUGAUCAUCCAGGAGAUCUCCUGCCUGCUGCCCGUCCACAAAUCUCUGGGAGAAAGCUACAUCCUGAACAUGAACGACAUCCAGGAAACAUGUCAGAAGAACGCAGCGGUGGCGCUAACGGUCGGACGGCGAGACGUGGCGAAGGUCUGGGCUCUGGCGUCUGCAGCCACCAGGCAGGACCUGAGUCCAGAUCCGGAUCCGGACACCGAGACUCCGUGGGCCAGACACCCGUUUGGACGCCACCUGCUGGAGACUCUAUUGGAUCAUUACAGUCACAUGAGCGAUGUCCAGACGCUUGCUAUGUUGUGCAGCGUGUUCAGAGCUCAGGCUCCGCCCCCUGACGGAUACUCCCUGUACGGACACCACCAAUCACGCUCCUCUGUGUUCCCUCCACACCACUCUCGAUACCCCAGCUACACCUCCAGCUCCAUCACCUCAGGUUCCUGCUCCAGCACCUCGGACUCCAUCACCACCACCACCUGGAACACAGGUAGAGACUCUGAACAUGGAAACCCCUGGGGGGAAUCCUCUCCCGAUGACUAUCGCUAUGGUACCCAGGGAUACACAGAUCCACGGGAACGUGAGCGAGAGCAGCACGACAUGAACAAGAGGCUGCUGGAUCCGGCCAACACGCUGCAGUUCGAUGACUUUAAGAAGUGUUACGGUGAAAUCUUGUACCGAUGGGGGCUCAGAGACAAAAGGGCCGACGUGCUGAAGUUCGCCUCCUGCCCUCCUGAACCUCACAAAGGCAUCGAGUUCGGGGUCUACUGCUGUCACUGUCGUAGUCAGGCUCGUGGGACUCAAUGCGCCGUCUGCAAACGCCUCACCUUCCAGUGCGCCAUCUGCCACGUGGCCGUCCGAGGAUCCUCCAACUUCUGCCUGAGCUGUGGUCACGGCGGACACACCAGCCACAUGAUGGACUGGUUUCGGCGGCAGGACGAGUGUCCGGCGGGUUGCGGCUGCCACUGUCUGCUGCAGAGCACCUUCUGAUGGACCUGCUGCUGCUGGGACUGGUCCUCCGUCAGCUGGAAGCCUCAAACCAAACCGCUGCUCUGCUGGACUUCAGUCCGUCCAACGCUUUCCUCUGCAGACCAGGAAUCUACUGUGGAGGUUCAUGUUCCCCAGCAGGCGUAAUGGAGGAAAACAUCUUUGUAAGGUUUGCAGUUUGUUGGAAAACUGGUUUUGAUAAAAGCAAAAUGCAGCAAAGUCCAGUAAAAUAAGCGACUAAAUGAUAAAUGAAGCUGUGAUUUAUUAACCUGUCACCUCAGCUUGUUUCCUGCAGCAGCUCACUGCCUUAGAAACGGGGUUUUGGGCCGAUCAGAGGAUUGGUGCUCAGAAGUGAGUGGUGAUAAACAGCUGGAGGCCUUUCAGAUGUGAUCACUGGACUGGAUGUUUCUGACGUGUGAACUCUUUCAGCUGUAAUGUAUGGAAUAAAAGUGUGUUUGACAUUAAA